UACAGGCAGUAAGGCAGUAGCGCAUGAAUAUUAUGGUGAAUGUGGGAAGUAGGUCACCGUUUGCACUGGUUCUUUCAACUGCUGCUGCUGCUGCUCUCUCUGCUCGUUUCAUUUCCCUACCGAGCAUCGAUCUCAUUUCUAAUCACCUCACUCACAGUCGGGAUUUCUUUCAGCCUUCCCAACCUGACGCUUUUAUUCCUCUCCAGACCCAAAGAGUGGACUCUGAGGGUCUGCAUGGAAGACUGGAAUGACCCAUGCACGGCAGAGGAACUCUUUAUGCAGAUAUCAGAGUGAAUCCAGGGAGCAGGUAAGCUGCCAGAUACAUGCUGAAACCAUGGGCAGAGCCUGGCCCGAGUGUCCAGUGCACGAAAAGAAGACUAAGAGACAUUCCUCUAAAAAAGGAAGAGAGAAGAAAAUAAAGGAGCAGCGUGCAGACCGAGACCGGAAGCACUACCCCCUCAGAGGAAGGCUGGGAAUGAGCGAAGUGGGGACCUUAAACUGUCGUGUUCUACUGACACGCGUGGACGAAGAUGAAACUUCUACGAAGAUGAAGAGCGGCGUGAAAACUGGGUCUAAGAAUGAAGGCAAACUGAAAAUGAAGAUGAAGAAAGGAAGGACCAAACCUUGCAAGUGUCACAAGAAGACCUGCAAAGCUUGUCAGUCAACCUCCGGACCAAAAAGCAACACUAAAUCUGUCAAAACUGCCUUACAUCCAGAACUUCUCCUGGAACCUCGCAAGCGACGCCUAGCCUCUCUCAACGCUGAAGCUGUCAAUAGCCUGCUGUUGUUUAAAGACAACCCCCAUGUUUCUAAAAAACAGCUGAAUUUCCCCAAGGGAGACACUGACCUACCCAAAGGUGAGACCGAAACCUCAAGAAAAGGGUUAGAAGGCCAAAAACGGGCACAUACGGCUGAGAAAGAAGAAAGUCCACCUCGCAAGAAGGUCAAAAAAUCAAAGACGGAUCCUAAACAUCUGGACCAGCUGAAUCUGAACAGUCCCACCCCUAGACGUCUAGCGGGUUUGAAUGCAGCUGCUCUGCUGAAGCUAACCAGCACCUCAUCUGGAGCCAAGCGGAGAGCCAAAACCGAUGGCAAGCCGGGCGGCGGAGUAGCGCGAACGAAACAACUCCAAGGAAAGCUGGCGAAGCAACAACACAGCCCGGCGAGCCCGUCCAAGCUGCAACAAUCACAACAGUGCUGUGAUCUUUGCAAGAAGGAAGCCCUUCAGACUGACACCUUGUGGGAAGGUUCUUCAGGGAGCCAUGGCUUCAUCAGGCCUGGAUAUCAAUGCAGGUCUAUGCUCAACUACUCCUUAAAGCCUGUGAAAGAGGAGAAAACUGAGACUGACGUGACCUCCUGUUACUGCUGUUCCCAGAACAGGUCUGUGGAGUACUGCCACAGGCUCGCCCUUUUACUCAACCAGAAUGCCUACCCUGAAUCAGAAGAACAUUCAAUGUCCUCUGUGAAAGGAUUCCUCACCCCUCCUCAUUCACUCACCCACCCAGCCUUGACUCUUGGUGCCCAUCCUUAUUCCUGCUAUCCUGGAUACUACGUCCACAUCGCACACCACGGGACAUCCUCACUCCCAGUGAGUACAAGUCCCGGCCCUCAUGCUCCCCCUUCCGUACCUCCCAUCACCCUGUGUCCCACCGGAGUGAAGAGACCCAAACUGAUGCCAUCUCCAGUGUCCCACCCUUCAGGAAUCCCUCACCCGGUGUGCUGCAAUUCUGUCGGGACCUGUUACGGAGAUCCCUGCAGGAUCGGCGGCUAUGCCUACAGACCCUCUCAGCCUCUCGCCAGCAGGGGAUGCUCGUUCAGUGCCGGAUGCUCCAGCUGCAACCACAAAAUCAAAAUGGAAGACUACCCCUGCCCGCUGGACAAGCACAGCCCCCCUAUUUCUAUGCCCUCUGCCCUCCCGUUGUCUGUCUGCCCCAUACCCAACGUGCCCUCGGCCACCCAGCCCCUGCCCCACCUGCAGUCUCCUCUGGCAGACACUGGACGUCCACAGCUGCGAGUCGGGCGGGAGUGCCCUCAGAGCGCCAAGCCACCCGGUAGCUCGCGCUUGGCUUUGCGGGACACAGCCGUCUGCCCCCAUGUGAAGGAGAGCCAGCUGGGUGCCAGCCAUGGCAGUCAAGGAACCAAGCAGCCCAGGAUCAGUCGGCGGCGAGCCACCAACGGCUGGCUGCCUGUGGGCACAGCUGCUGAAAAGGAGGUAUUCAUAGUGGGUGAGGAGUCACCGGCACUACGUAGGUGUUAUGAAGGAGUGCAGAGAGACGGAGAGGUAAUCCGGGUGCGAGACACUGUAUUGCUGCGCUCUGGCCCCAGGAAGAAGUCCCUCCCCUAUGUGGCUAAAGUGUCUGCGUUUUGGGAGGACCCUGAGUCAGGGGAGCUGAUGAUGAGCCUGUUUUGGUACUACCGUCCCGAGCACACUCAGGGGGGCCGGAAUCCCAGCAUGCACUGUGAGAAUGAGAUUUUUGCGUCCCGUCAUCAGGACGAGAACAGCGUCGCGUGCAUUGAGGACAAGUGCUACGUCUUGACAUUAGCACAAUAUUGCAGAUUUUGUGCCUUGGUGAAGCAUCGUGAUGAGGGUCGUCCCAAAAGUGCCCCCCUGGUCCCUCCGGCUCACAACUACACAGUUCCAGCUCACCGCCUCGUGCCCACCGACAUCGACCCCGACCUGGUGUUUGUCUGUCGCCACGUUUAUGACUUCCGCUACGGCCGCCUCCUGAAGAACCUGCAGUAGCGGUAGUAGUGAAAAUGCUCGGAUAUCUUGGAGCCAUACACUGAAGUCCAAAAGGUGAAGACACAAUCAACAUUCUUAUCAAAGAAAU
This is a messenger RNA of Trichomycterus rosablanca, 2831 nucleotides long. It is a transcript of the gene bahd1, whose product is annotated as bromo adjacent homology domain containing 1. Lineage: Eukaryota; Metazoa; Chordata; Actinopteri; Siluriformes; Trichomycteridae. The record is from RefSeq and is a predicted model, not a curated record. Gene Ontology annotation, molecular function: chromatin binding; transcription cis-regulatory region binding. Gene Ontology annotation, cellular component: chromatin silencing complex. Bases 248 to 2743 code for a protein of 831 amino acids. The transcript has 7 exons. Gene Ontology annotation, biological process: heterochromatin formation; negative regulation of DNA-templated transcription.